Messenger RNA from Salmo salar (Atlantic salmon), 1396 nucleotides. RefSeq names its product homeobox protein HoxB13aa (gene hoxb13aa). The record is from RefSeq and is marked provisional. Gene Ontology annotation, molecular function: DNA binding; DNA-binding transcription factor activity, RNA polymerase II-specific. Gene Ontology annotation, biological process: regulation of DNA-templated transcription. Lineage: Eukaryota; Metazoa; Chordata; Actinopteri; Salmoniformes; Salmonidae.
AGACGUGCCAUUCCAUGUCUUGGUCCGUUGCGUCAAUCCAGCUGUGGAUGUAACCUGGUGUCCUACUCUGGACGUGGGUCUUUGAAACAGAAUUCUCCGUCCGAAUGGUGAGCGUGAUAUGACCACCUCCUUGGUCCUGAAUCCUCGCUGGGCGGACACGGUUAUGUUUGUGUAUGAAAACAACUUGGAUGAGCUGAACAAGAACAUGGAGGGUCUGGUUGGUAGCGGCAAUUUCGCGGCCAACCAGUGCAGGAAUCUGAUGGCCCACUCCGCUCUGGGGGGUCACCCCUCUAGCCUGGUGCACAGCUCCGGCUACUCCGCGGUGGAUGUAUCGGGCUCAAGCUCCGGGGAACCAGGCAAACAGUGCACACCGUGCCCCGCGGUCCCUCAAGGCUCCUCCACAGGUCCCUUACCCUAUGGGUACUUUGGCAACGGCUAUUAUCCCUGCAGAAUGGGGCGGGGUUCGCUCAAGUCCUGCACACAGCCCAGCGCGCUCAGCUACUCUGCGGAAAAAUACAUGGACACCCCGGUCACGUCUGAAGAAUACCCGAGCCGAGCUAAAGAAUUCGCGUUCUACCACGGGUACCCAAGCCCCUACCAGUCCAUGGCGAGCUACCUGGACGUGUCGGUGGUGCAGACUCUCGGGGCAGGAGAGCCCCGCCACGACACGCUGCUUCCAAUGGACAGCUAUCAGCCGUGGGCACUGACGAAUGGCUGGGGCGGCCAGAUGUACUGCUCAAAGGACCAGAGUCAAGCCGGACACCUUUGGAAAUCUGCGUUGGCAGAUGUAGUGGCCCACCAACACGAUGGCAACUCCUUUCGUCGCGGUAGAAAGAAAAGGAUUCCGUACACCAAGGUGCAGCUAAAGGAACUGGAGAAAGAGUAUGCCGCCAACAAAUUCAUCACGAAAGAUAAGAGGAGAAAGAUUUCAGCAGGAACCAACUUGUCGGAAAGGCAGAUUACGAUCUGGUUUCAAAACAGGAGAGUUAAAGAGAAGAAGUUCGUGGCCAAAGUCAAGACCAGUGCGCCGUAGCCAGUCAGGCUUGACCUAGACGAUUUGGACGAGGGACAUUGUUUUUGCUGUAUGAACAAAAAAUGAAGGAAAGAAAACGUCGACGUGGUACCUUUUUUGGAUUGGGAUUUGGUGUGCUAUUUUGCUUGCGCAAUUGCAUCGCCAAUUCGUCUUUUGAAAAGAAGAAAUAAAACAAGAACCAAGCCCUCUAAAGACAAUGUUUUAGAGGCCUGUAAAUACAGCACUUGCCUGCUUUAAUGUAACACUUAAGUCUGCUUAACGGUUUAACUCGUGCUAUACAUGGAGGUAUAUAUAGGCUAUAUGUUAUGUAUGUCAAUGUUGUUACUGCAGUAGAAUAGGAAACGUAUUAUGCAAUCAUAUUCC